This is a messenger RNA of Chanos chanos (milkfish), 2531 nucleotides long. RefSeq names its product ATP-binding cassette, sub-family F (GCN20), member 3 (gene abcf3). The transcript has 21 exons. The record is from RefSeq and is a predicted model, not a curated record. Bases 10 to 2145 code for a protein of 711 amino acids. Gene Ontology annotation, molecular function: ATP binding; ATP hydrolysis activity. Lineage: Eukaryota; Metazoa; Chordata; Actinopteri; Gonorynchiformes; Chanidae.
CGGUGUAUCAUGGCGACCUACGUGGAUAUUCUAAACAGCGAGUUUCCUGAAAUCGACACAGAAGUCUUCGAUUAUAUCACCGGGGUGCUGGAUAGUGGUGGCUCAGAUUUUGAAGAUGGAGAGGAGGUGUUUGAUGCCAUUGGAGGGGUUCUUCAGGAAGUUUCGGCCGACUACAAGAAUGAAGAUGACAUCCGUGGAAUUUGUCUCCAGCUGUUUGAUACUCUUAAGCUGAACAAUUGCCAUUCAGAUCAGAAGCAGGUCCUAUUGAAUGCUCCUGUGCAGUUGUCUCAAAUCUCUGGAGAGAAUGACUCUGCCAUUAACGACAUGCAAGGGAUUUGGAUGAUGAAACGUAGUCAGAACACGACAGUGGAUGCAAAAAAACUGGAGAAGGCUGAGGCCAGGCUGAGGGCAAAGCAUGAGAGGAGGAGUGAAAGAGACUCACAAAAAACUUCCACUCCUUUGGUUUUGGAAGAGGCAUCUGCUAGUCAAGCUAGCAGUAAGAAAGACAAUCGUGUGGACAUGUCUGGGAAAAAUCGUAGCUAUGAUAUUCGCAUUGAGAACUUUGAUGUAUCCUUUGGGGAACGGUCUCUGUUACAGGGAGCAGAACUGUCCUUAGCCAGUGGCCGACGUUAUGGACUGGUGGGCCGUAAUGGGCUUGGUAAGACCACGCUGCUGAAGAUGCUCGCAAGUCGUAGCCUGCGUGUACCUCCUCACAUCUCUAUCUUACACGUGGAGCAGGAGGUAGCAGGAGAUGACACACCAGCACUGCAGAGUGUUUUGGAGAGUGACAACAUCAGAGAAGAGUUGCUGAAGGAGGAGUGCCUGCUAAAUUCUCGCGUUGCAAACGGAACGGCAGAUGGUCAGGAGAGCAUUCGUCUGUCAGAAAUUUAUGCUAAGUUGGAGGACAUUGAAGCUGAUAAGGCACCUGCCAGAGCCUCUGUCAUUUUGGCAGGUCUAGGGUUUUCUCCUAAAAUGCAGAAGCAGACAACCAAGGAGUUUUCAGGUGGCUGGAGAAUGAGGUUAGCGUUGGCCAGAGCCCUGUUUGCCAAGCCUGACCUUUUAUUGCUUGAUGAGCCCACCAACAUGUUGGAUGUCAGAGCUAUUCUUUGGCUGGAGAACUACUUACAGACUUGGCAGUCCACCAUCCUGGUCGUUUCCCAUGACCGGAACUUCCUAAACGCCGUGGUGACCGAUAUCAUCCACCUGCACUCACAACGCUUGGAGAGUUAUCGAGGCAACUACGAGAACUUUGUCAAAACCAAAGAAGACCGACUAAAGAACCAACAAAGAGAAUAUGAAGCUCAGUUACAGUAUAGAGAACACAUACAGGUGUUUAUAGACAGGUUCAGGUACAAUGCCAACAGAGCUGCGCAGGUGCAGAGCAAACUGAAGCUUCUGGAGAAACUUCCUGAACUCAAACCGGUAGAAAAGGAAUCUGAGGUUAUUUUACGAUUUCCAGAUAAUUUCGAAAAGCUGUCUCCACCAAUCCUUCAGCUGGACGAGGUUGAGUUCUACUACAGUCCUGACCAUCCCCUCUUUACUGGGCUCUGUGUGUCUGCUGACCUGGAGUCUCGCAUCUGCAUUGUGGGGGAGAAUGGAGCAGGAAAGUCCACAGUAUUGAAGCUUCUGAUGGGGGAACUGACACCGGUCACUGGCAUUAGGCAUGCCCACAGAAAUCUGAAGAUUGGCUAUUUCAGUCAGCAUCAUGUGGAUCAACUGGAUCUCAAUGUCUCUUCAGUAGAACUGCUGCUCAAUAAAUUCCCAGGUCGUUCUGAGGAAGAAUACAGGCAUCAGCUGGGCUCUUAUGGCAUUUCUGGAGAAUUGGCAACACGGCCAGUAGCUAGUUUGUCAGGAGGACAGAAGAGUCGUGUGGCUUUUGCUCAGAUGACCAUGCCAUGCCCAAACUUCUACAUACUUGACGAGCCGACUAACCACCUGGAUAUGGAAACAAUUGAAGCGCUGGCAAAAGCACUAAAUAAAUUUAAAGGUGGUGUCGUGCUGGUGUCUCAUGAUGAGCGACUCAUUCGGCAAGUAUGUAAGGAACUCUGGGUAUGUGAGGGAGGAAAAGUCCAUCGAGUAGACGGUGGCUUUGAUGAAUAUAAGGACAUCUUGCACGAGCAGUUUCGAAAGGAGGGAUAUCUGUGAAUCCAUAAUGUCAGUCCCAGAUUUAUGUUAACCACAUGACCUGCAAAACUGACCUGACUGACAUGCCCAAAAAUGCCAAUAUACUGUAAACCUCAGAAUCAUGGGUUCCUGUGCCCAACUGCCAGUUUGAACCUUAUGACUGAAACUAAACUGCUACCAUCCUGCUUAUUCUGUAUUGACAUACUGCAAAACUUCCAUGGACUUGUUUUUAUUUUCUUGCUUACCUUAAAAUCAAAAUGGGUCAGCCCACUCUGGUUCAUGUUGCACUAUCUAUAUAAACUGAAUGGCGGGUGACGGGAAUAUUUAGAGCUAUAUAUAUUGUGUCCCUCAUUGCUGUUGUAAUACAUAACUAAAAAAAAAAAACAAACAAACAAAAAACACCUAAU